UGGCUGUGGCUCUGUUCGUGGCGGCACGGAUGCCCCUGCUGUCGGCCGCAGUGGCUACAAUAUGCAGGAGCGUCGACUCUUUGCCUCUCUUCGUGACGCUGUGCCUCUACGUUUACUUCAGCGAGAACAUUCGGAUUCGGUUCGAUGUGAUGGUUCAACUCUGGGAGAUGCUGGACAGGACGGAGGCCCAGAUCGACCUGUACAGACUCCUCUACACGCAGCUGUUCCACGCGGUGCACGUCUUCAACGACUGCUUCUCCUUCCCGCUCAUCGCCCUCUUCGGCACGGCCGCCUAUUCCCUCUUCGUAGAGUUCUUCCUCUUGUUCCAGUACUAUUCCUUCUUCACCCAGGUCACUUUCUUCCUCAUCGAUAUUGCCAUCAUUCAUCUACUCACAUCUUAUACAAAAGAUUUGGUCUUCUCGAGUGAGAAAAUACUUCGAAGACUACACAGAGUGACAAUCAACUGGUUCGAUGAAAGAAAAAUAUCCCAGAUUAGGAUGUUCAUGUGGGAACUGCAUGCUAAGAGAGCAGAAAUUACAGCGUUUGGACUUUUCACAAUUGACAGUGAUCUUGUGACGUCGAUUAUGCUAGCAACAGCAUCUUACUUAGUCAUGAUGUUCCAGCUAAUGCCACAGCUCACUGAGGAUGCUCAAAAUUAAGGAGGUAACAAGUCCAUGUUUUUAAUUGAACUACCUAUAACACAAGGAUUUUCCUGCAGGGGCAACAAAGAAACUAUAAGAAGCAUGAAUAGCGCUUAUCUAUUUGAAAAACACAUGUAUCCUGCUCCAAGAACUUUUUGAUAGAACCAAUCGACAAUGUAUAAAUCCAUUCGCAGAUAUCGUCCAUUUGAAGUUCUUCAAUUUGCCACAAAGGCAAACAAACCUACAGGCAAGUGCAAAUAGUUAUCCUUAUAAUUUCUAAUAAAGUGCUCUAUCCAAUGAGAAUGUGCCUACCUCUGGACUUUGAUAACCUAUGAAGGUAAUUUUUUGACCAGUUGGGUUAAAUUCUUGUGUAAAAGCUACGUUUAAUAAUACUAGACUUUUUUGCAAUUGGAAAAAAAACUUUUGGAGUCACGUCUUUUGCUUGAAAUUCUGCAGAAUCCUCUGUUUUCUUCAUUGUUUCCCCAAUCCUCAAUCCAUGUUAAUAUUGAUACCAAAUUUUGGUGCACAUUUUUCCAAAUUUGUAUGAUCUUUCAAUACCCACUUGAAACCUAUGAAUUUUGGCCACAUGCACCUUAAUUGAGAGAGGGUUUUAUGACCUCAUUAACUUCAACCAAAACACAUUCAUGAAAAAGUCUAAGUGCGAGACUUACUUGAGUUUAAUAAAACAGUAUGUAAAUUUUGUGUUAUCUUUCUUUGUUUUAUUCAUAUACUGUAGUAAUUGGAACAUUUGUCAAAUAAUCGAUCAGGGUUUCAAAAGUCAAACUACAAUUAUGUGAAAAAAAUGAUUUUUUUAAUAAUUUACAAAUACAACAACUGAUUGAAAAAUUGAGAAAAAUAAAAUUAAUGGAUAAAAGAAAAUAAUUAUCAACGGUAAAGACACAAAUUUUGAUCCAUAUCAUGAGCAUUCAAUCAAUGCAAUUACAAUUAUUAAAUAAAUACUUGCAAACUUAGUGCGAAUUCGUUCGUAAGGCACCAAAAAAUAGGACUAUUCUUAAAAUACUUAACAAACUUCAAAAGGUUUGUUGAUGUCUUAUUCUAAUCCUCCCAAAGGUGAACAUUCUGGCUUUUUCUUCUUGGUGAAAUUCACAGACAGAGUUACAAUUCAUAUCAAGCUAUGUUCUGCGGUGUUCAGCCUCAAGUCCCUACCUCCCACCAGAACAUUACAUACAAACCUCCCCAGUUGUAAGUGUGUUAAGUAGUUCAUAAAUAGCCCAGUGUGGGCAUGCAGUACAAUAAUCAAUCCAGUAAACAAAUUAUCUUAAAUGAAGAUACCAAAGUUUUAAAGGAACUUCCAUAGAGUGUACCUACUUGAUUUCGUUACAUACUUCCUGCUUCUUAAAAAUAUUUUAUAAAUGCAUCACAAAACAGAAAUAAUCAUCAAAGAUUGCGGGGAGCUUUACUUAUGACUAA
Bemisia tabaci is the source of this 2072-nucleotide messenger RNA. The record is from RefSeq and is a predicted model, not a curated record. NCBI's taxonomy places the organism in Eukaryota, Metazoa, Arthropoda, Insecta, Hemiptera, Aleyrodidae.